Salvelinus namaycush (lake trout) is the source of this 588-nucleotide messenger RNA. RefSeq names its product lysosomal-trafficking regulator-like. The transcript has 4 exons. The coding region runs from base 1 to 588 and encodes 195 amino acids. Lineage: Eukaryota; Metazoa; Chordata; Actinopteri; Salmoniformes; Salmonidae. The record is from RefSeq and is a predicted model, not a curated record.
AUGGCCUCUGGGUUCUCUGCCUCUGUCUGGAUAAAGGUGGCUGAGAAUGAAGAGGGAGAGGGACAUGCAGAGAAGGAGGAGGGGAAGGCUCCUACGUUGGAGCCCGACCUGGGGGCCACCCCGGAUGGGCAGAGGGUGGUGGAGGAGAGCCUGAUGCACAUUCUCUCCAUGGGCUCCAAAGCUAUGAUGCUGCAGGUCUGGGCUGACCUCUCCACUGGAGUGUUCACUUUCAGGAUGUGUAUUGACCCUAAUGAUGAGAUGAAGGCGGGGCUACUGGCCCAAGCAGAGUCAGGGGAGGGUCUAGUCUCACCUGGCAGUUGGCAUCACCUGGGUAUCAGCUACACCCAGCAGCCUGAGGGCAAGAAGAACAUCCAUGGACGUCUGGCACUAUGGGUCAACGGAGUCAGGAAGUGUGAGGUGUCUCUGGACUACACGUUACCCAGGAAGUCCAGCCUGUCUUCAGACAGCAACAAGACCUUCUGUCUGCUGGGACACUGUACGGGACACAGUGAGGACGUGACCAGACAGGGUGGACAGUACGACAUGGGCACUGUGCUGCUCUUUAACGGUACCAAGCUGUGUGUGUGA